AUGGGCUGCUGCUUCUCCCUAUCGCGUGACACCCACUACGCACCCCCAACACCAACAGAAGAGCAAUCCGCCGCACCGCCCACUCACACAUCCUCGCGCUCACCAACCUCCAACUCAAACCUCAUCUCCCGUCAUACCUACGGCCACCACGACCGCAACAACAACAGCCACAAUACCCGACCCCCAAUCCACCCCUCCGCCUCCUCCUCAACCGACCCCUCAUACCACGCCAACCCCCGUCCACUAACCGAACACCUCAACGCCCCGAUCCGCCCGCAUGUCUGGCACAGCAAGCGCCGGCGCUGGACGCGCUCCCUCCUCGACCGCGAACGCACCGAGUUCUUCGAGACCCGCGUAACGGGCCGCCCCGAGGUCUGGGCUGCGCUCUCCGCGGCGCUGACGCUCAUGCGCGCGGGCGAUCUCGUCACCGCGCAGAGCAUCAUCGAUGCGGCCGGGGUGACGGUCCCCACGGGAGAUCUCUGCCAGGGAGUUUAUGAUGAGCAGGGGGUGCUGUAUCGGUUGGCGAGGUGUAUUGUCUCUGAUCCGGAGAAUAUUGUUGCUGAGAGGGUUGGUGCGGAUGAAGAUGGGGAUCGGGAGCGCGGUGGGACGACAGACGAGGAAGAGGAUGAAGAGGAUGACGAGGAAGAGGGAGGGUUGGAGACGGAUGAUAGGAAAAUUGCGCUGGAUGAAGCCUCGGGCGAUGAAUUAAUUGGAGACACUGAUGGUGGUGGCGCUGUAGAGCGCGAACGCGAGCGCCGGAGAGACGAAAAGGGCAAGACGAGCGAGCGCGAUCUAGUCCGUGUCAAGGCGAGGUUGAGUGAUAGGGAUGGACCGGAUGUUAUUGUUUCUGUGAAGAAGACGCAGACAGUCGGGUUAAUUGCGAGGAAGUUGCAGCAGGAGGUCGGGAUACCGAAGACACAGCGCAUUCGCAUCGUCUAUCUAGGCAAGAUGCUUAAAGAGCAUACGCCUCUCAUUGAGCAGGGCUGGAAGCCAGGCAAUGUUGUUAAUGCUCUGGUUGUCGCGCGGCGGCCCUCUUCUUGA
Molecule: messenger RNA, 1041 nt
Organism: Aspergillus calidoustus
Lineage: Eukaryota; Fungi; Ascomycota; Eurotiomycetes; Eurotiales; Aspergillaceae
Source: the annotation of a GenBank genome assembly